Miniopterus natalensis is the source of this 13040-nucleotide messenger RNA. Lineage: Eukaryota; Metazoa; Chordata; Mammalia; Chiroptera; Miniopteridae. The record is from RefSeq and is a predicted model, not a curated record.
GCGCGACUCUGAACUGACUUCCAGCGCAGCCCUCCUUGAGACCAACCCAAACUUUUUAUUAUUUGUAAACACGGUUUACGGACACUUUUUUAAAAAAAACGCCGGCCAGUGUGCGAAGACUUUUAAAGCCACACGGGGAGAGUACCCUCAGUGUUUUUACCUCAGGAGAAAGGAUUCACAGUGUCCUGUGUCAUGAAACUUAAUCCACAGCAAGCUCCAUUGUAUGGCGAUUGUGUUGUCACCGUGCUGCUGACUGAAGACGACAAAGUUGAGGAAGAUGCAGUGCUGUACUUGGUAUUUUCGGGUUCGUCCCUCCACCACUGUGCAAGUACCCGGAGGAUCAGUUCUCAUACGCUGGAGACCAUUACUCCUGGUCAUGAUUGCUGUGAGACGGUGAAGGUGCUGCUGUGUGCUUCCAAAGAGGGUCUUCCAGUGUUUGUGGUGGCCGAAGAAGACUUUCAGUUCAUCCAGGAUGAGGCUUAUGAUGCAGCUCAGUUCUUGGCAACCAGUGCUGGGAAUCAGCAAGCACUGAACUUCACCCGCUUUCUUGAUCGGUCAGGACCCCCGUCUGCAGAUGUGAAUUCCCUUGAUGAGAAGGUUGCCCUGGCAUUCAGACACCUGAAGCUGCCGGCAGAGUGGAAUGUGUUGGGGACAAAUCAGACUUUGCAUGAUGGUGGCCCCCGGGAGACGUUGAUGCAUUUUGCUGUGCGGCUGGGACUGCUGAGGUUGACGUGGUUCCUGUUGCAGAAGCCAGGUGGCCGCGGAGCUCUCAGCAUCCACAACCAGGAAGGCGCGACACCUGUGAGCUUGGCCUUGGAGCGGGGUUAUCACAAGUUGCACAAGCUUCUGACUGAGGAGAAUGCUGGAGAACCAGAUUCCUGGAGCAGUUUAUCUUAUGAAAUACCGUGUGGAGAUUGUUCUGUGAGGCAUCAUCGAGAGCUGAAUGUCUAUACAUUAACCUCAGAGUACCAGUCACAUCAUGAACCCCUACUUCCUGCGGACAGUUGCUCUGGGCACAUUUUUAAACUGAUGAACAUCCAACAGCAGCUAAUGAAAACAAACCUCAAAGAGAUGGACAACUGUAUGCCCUUAACGGUGACAGCACAGGAUCUUUCAGGCCUGCCCACUGCCCAAGAUACAGAUGGCUCAUUUCUUCCCUGCGCAUUAGUGUCCACGGACAGCCAGCAGUGUUCCUCCCCUCCUGCAGAUGCUGAGAGCUCUCCUUGCUGCCCAGGGAGCACGGCUGGGCAGAUUGAAUGUUCCUCCGAUUUAUCCAGUGUGGGUAAGGAAGAGAAUACAGAGGGUUCCCGUAGGAAGGAAAGUAAAGGCUUGGAGAGAAAAGAGGAAGAGGCGGAGCCAACAGCCACUGUAGACUCUGAGAAUGUGGCUGAUCCUCAGAGCUGCCUUCGGAGCAUGUCUGAUUGUGGAGGAAAGGGGACAGAAGGCCUUCCAUCCUAUGAAAUCAGAGGUGAAGAAACUGGAACAAAAUCUGCUGCAGUGGCCACAGCCCAGGAGUCUCUGAGCAGUGGAGGUGCUGUCCUACUGGGAGUCCCAGGCAUGGAAUCAGGCACAGCCCAGCAUUUCUCUGGAGGUGAACUGGUAGGCAGUUCAACAGUGGAUGCCAGUGUCCCAGAGACUGCAGGGGGAACGGAACGCGGUCUCGUGAACCCAGAUACCACCACGCAGAAGAAGAUACCCAAAGUAGGGGAAAGUACAAAGGAAAGAUUCGAGAACUCUAAUGUCAGCACAGCUGGAGCCUCUGACGUGAGGGACACGAAGCCUGUGGAUAAAGCCAUUGUUCCGAACUGUGUUUCUGCCACCAGCUCCCUGAAUGGUGACACACCUGCUGAGUCUUCACUUGCAUUGAGUAAUGGAGAAACCCUUGUUGAAAAAACUGCCGAAACUGAAACUUCAAGAUGUUGUGAAGGGAGUGCUCGUGCUGCAGAUCAGCACCCUCUCAUCAUUCCAGCUGCUACAAAUGACAAGAUUUCAGACAGCUUAGAGGCAGACACUCCCUUAGCCAACACACGUGGGGAACUGUCGCCCUCUGACUUCACCUUCCCCAGGCCACAAAAAGAUGUUAUGCCAAACCAGAAAUCAGAAACAAAUUCCUCUCAUGUUCAGAGCCAGAGCAGCAAACCACCCGUCUGCUCCACACCUGGAGACAAUAAACCUCAUGCUGCCUCCGCCUGUGGACAGAACGCGGUGACUUGUAGCAGUGCGUUGGCUGCAGAGCGUUGUGAUGACAUAGUCACCCAGCCUGGAGGCACCACCGCAGGACUGGCCCACGCACAGCCUCCGCCCACUGCCGUCUGCUCGGAAGGCCCACAGACUAGCACAGUCACCCCUGACCCUGUAAGAGACACCCAGGAAGAUGUGGGUUUUUGUCCUCUUGAAGUUUCGGGUAAAGAGGGCCAAGCAAGAGAUUUGAACUUAGAAACAUCUUUAACAAAUAUGCUUGAGGUCUCUCAUCAUCCACCUGCUGUUUCCCCCAAAGCAGAGACAGAACCAGCGCCGGACCAGGCAGUGACAUCAGGCAGGACUUUCUCUCUGGCAGGCGGCGAAUCAGUAAUGAAAGAUGACGUACUCUCUCUUGUCCCCUCCCAGAAAGAAAAGGGAACAGCAACUCCUGAACCACAUACCGCUACACAUUGUAGAGAUGGCGGAGAUUGGAACGGUCCAGAUGAGCAGCCACUAGAAGACAGUGCAGCAGGCCUGUUUACAGCCUCCACUGCCCCGGACCUUCAGCCUAGCAUGGGGAAUGCCAGUCCUGUAGGAUUUGGUGGGGAGCAGGAGGGUCCCUGCCUCUCAGCAGCCCCUGAAGUUCUGAGUGUCGAGGGGGGCACCGACUCUUCCCUGCUACAUGUGGGUAAGGCCCCUUUGGCCUCUGAUUGCAAUUUGACUGAAGAAGGAAAAAAUCUGGUGGUUCCAGAAAGCUCUGCAGCUCAGGGACAGGACGAUAAAUUUAAAACAGUGAUUUUUUCCUCCAUUAAGGAAGAUACUUUUCCUUCAGGAAUGUUGCAGGAAGAGCAGGGAACAGACGCCCCUGGACAGGAGUUACCAGAAGUCCAGGGAGAACCUAGCUCAGCCGCCUGUGCCCAGGACAAAGCACUGGAACACGGUAAUUCACGGGGCACACCCUCGGCCUGUCUGAACGCAGAAACCAAACAUAACAAGGAAGUGGCCCCACCAGUCUCACUGGUGACUGAAGGUGGGGCUGCACAGAGCCCGGUGCCACCAGGAGCAAGUCUGGCUGCAGACUUGGGCCAAGAAGCUGUGGGUGCAGAGCAGAGCAGCUCACCUCUGCUGCCAGGGCUGUUACCAGAUGGGUCUAAGGCUCUUAAUUGCAAUGGAUCUUUUGCUAUGGAUGUUGGAGUAAAAUACACUCAAACCCAGGGAAAGACCACUGCUUGUGCGGUGAGUGGAGAUAUGGCAUUGGAUGUUGCAGUGGAUAGUGCUCUGCAAGGAACUGUUGAAGCCAGAAGAAAGGAUUUAUCGCACAAUGUCCAAGACGACCUGAUUCCAGAAGUCUUGCGGAGCCAGGAGGGUAUGACCCAGGGUUUGCCAGGAGCUUUACCAGAUAAAGGUGCCACUGACCUCCAAGGUGUUGCACCCCCAGAGAUGGUGCCUCUUGGUUGGGAGAAGGGGAAGCUGGAGGGAGCUGACCUCAGCUGCAGCAUGGGUGACUCUGAGGGGGCCCAAAUCAAUGACGACGCACGUCAUGUCCCACUGCAGCCCAUUGCCAGAGAGCUCCCUGCAGAGAGAGGGCUCUCAACCGGUGAUGACAAGGCCCCGAGCAGGGACGGGGGCACUCCCUCUGUACCUUAUGCUGUGUCUGCCAAAGCCGGGUAUCUGCCUAAGAGAGCAGACUCGAUCGAGGAGGCUGCGAGUCGUAUAGUGGAUGCUGUCAUAGAGCGAGUCAAGGCCUCAGGAGCCCUGCUGGCAGAGGGGGAAAUCAGUCACAUGCCACCAGCGAGUCCUUCAGAGUCAGGUCCAGGGGCUGAACAGCUGGAGAGCACUUCCCCUGGGAAAGUGAUCGCUCUCCUGCCUGGGGAGACUGCACCAAUGGGCAGCACUCGUGAAGAAGUCCUUGGAAACCCUGCAGGAUAUUUUGCUGGAAGGGAGGAGCCAGAGAAGAUAAUUCGGCCGGUUCAAGGACCUGAGCCAGCAACAGAAAUGCCAGACACAAAAGCUGACGAUGAAGUGGAUUUUCUGAGUAAUAUCAGGGAGAGUUCAGUUUCUGAAGAGGUGGCUGUAGGCAACACAGCUACUACGCCUAAGGUGACGAGACAAGGCCUGAAGACCCAGGCGAUAAACCAGGAAAGCUGGUGCACAAUAGAGCCCUGUCCUGAUGCGGCAUCUCUCUUGGCUCCCACACAGAGCCCAGAAUGUGAGAACUUCCUGGAUGUUGGGCUGGGCAGGGAGUGUGGCCCCAAACAUGGUGGACUUAAAAGAGAAUCUGGGAGUGACUCUGACCUAUUUCACUCACCCAGUGAAGACAUGGACAGCAUCGUCUUCUCCAAGCCCGAGGAAGAGCAGUCGGUCUGCGAUAUCACUGGAUCCAGUUCUUCCACCGAUGACACAGCGUCCCUGGAUCGACAUUCCUCUCAUGGCAGCGAUGUGUCCCUCCCCCAGAUACCAAAUUUGAACAGGUCCAGAGAUCAGCAAUCUCUCGAUGGCUUCUACAGCCAUGGGGUGGGAGCGGAGGGUCGAGAGAGUGAGAGCGAACCUGCUGGCUCAGGUGAGAUGGAAGAGGAGCUGGACAGCGUCACCGAAGUGCCUGCCACCUGCUCUGUCCUGAGGAGCUCUAUGCGCUCUCUGUCCCCUUUCCGGAGGCAUAGCUGGGGUCCUGGGAAGAAUGCUGCCAGCGAUGGAGAAAUGAACCACCGGAGUUCAAUGCGAGUUCUUGGGGAUGUUGUCAGGAGACCUCCCAUUCAUAGGAGAAGUAUGAGCUGGUGUCCCUCUGGUGUGCAAUACUCUGCUGCCCUGAGUGCUGACUUUAAUUACAGAAGUUUCAGCCUAGAAGGCUUGGCAGGCGGAGCUGGCGCCGGAAACAAGCCUUCUUCAUCUCUGGAAGUCACCUCUGCAAACGCCAAAGAGCUCAGGCACCCGUUCAGUGGUGAGGAACAGGGUGAUUCUUUGGUGUCACUUUCAGAAGAGGAUUUGGAAUCGGGCCAGAGAGAACACAGUAUGUUUGGUCAUCAGACAUGUCACAGACCUAAACAACAGGGAUUUAAUUACUGUACAUCAGCCAUUUCUUCUACAUUGACAAAGUCUGUCUCAUUAAUGACAAUCAGCCAUCCUGGGUUGGACAACUCCCGGCCUUUCCACACCAGUGCUAGCCUGACGGAGAGUAUAACAGAAGAGAGCUACAGCUUCCUGCCACAGAGCCCCUCCAAGAAGGAUUCUGAAGGCAAGAGUGGAACGAAAGUCAGUCGUACUUUCAGCUACAUCAGGAAUAAAAUGUCCAGCAGUAAAAAGAGCAAAGAAAAGGAGAAAGAGAAAGAGAAAGUCAGAGAGAAGGAGAAGGAGUCCAAGGAGAAGGAGAAGAAGGUCCUCAACGGCCACGCGUUCAGCCCCAUCCCCGUCGUGGGCCCCAUCAGCUGCGGCCAGUGCGUGAAGCCCUUCACCGGCCGGGACGCCUACACCUGCGCAAAUUGCAGUGCUUUUGUCCAUAAAGGCUGUAGAGAAAGUCUGGCCUCCUGUGCAAAGGUCAAAAUGAAGCAACCCAAAGGGAGCCUUCAGGCGCAUGACACGUCCUCGUUGCCCACAGUCAUCAUGAGGAGCAAGCCCUCGCAGCCCAAGGAGCGCCCUCGGUCCGCAGUCCUCCUGGCUGAUGAAACCAUUGCCGCCCCUAUAUUUGCCAACAGACGGUCCCAGCAGAGCGUGUCGCUGUCCAAAAGUGUCUCCAUACAGAACAUUGCCGGAGUUGGCAAUGAUGAGAACAUGUCAAGCACCUGGAAGUUCCUGUCGCAUUCAACAGACUCACUCAAUAAAAUCGUCAAGGCCAAUGAGUCAACAGAAUCCCUUACUGACGAGGGAGUAGGUACAGACAUGAAUGAAGGACAGCUAAUGGGAGACUUUGAGAUGGAAUCCAAGCAGCUGGAAGCAGAGUCCUGGAGUCGGAUAGUAGACAGCAAGUUUCUGAAACAGCAAAGGAAAGAUGUGGUCAAGCGGCAAGAAGUGAUCUAUGAGCUGAUGCAGACAGAGCUGCACCACGUCCGCACGCUCAAGAUCAUGAGCGACGUGUACAGCCGGGGCAUGGUGACGGACCUGCUCUUUGAACAGCAGAUGGUGGAGAAGCUGUUCCCCUGUUUGGACGAGCUGAUCAGUAUCCACAGCCAGUUCUUUCAGAGGAUCCUGGAGCGGAAGAAGGAAUCCCUGGUGGAUAAAAAUGAAAAGAACUUUCUCAUCAAGAGAAUAGGAGAUGUGCUUGUAAAUCAGUUUUCAGGCGAGAACGCGGAGCGCUUGAAGAAGACAUAUGGCAAGUUUUGUGGGCAGCACAACCAGUCUGUGAGCUACUUCAAAGACCUUUGUACCAAGGAUAAGCGUUUUCAGGCCUUUGUAAAGAAGAAGCUGAGCAGUUCAGUCGUGCGAAGGCUUGGAAUCCCAGAGUGCAUAUUGCUGGUAACCCAGCGGAUCACCAAAUACCCUGUUUUGUUCCAAAGAAUAUUGCAGUGUACCAAAGAAAACGAGGUGGAGCAGGAGGACCUGGCUCAGUCCCUGAGCCUGGUAAAGGAUGUGAUUGGGGCUGUGGACAGCAAAGUGGCAAGUUAUGAAAAGAAAGUACGUCUGAAUGAGAUUUACGCAAAGACAGACAGCAAGUCGAUCAUGAGAAUGAAGAGCGGACAGAUGUUCGCCAAGGAGGAUCUGAAGCGGAAGAAGCUGGUGCGGGACGGGAUCGUGUUUCUGAAGAACGCGGCGGGCAGGUUGAAAGAGGUCCAAGCAGUUCUGCUGACAGACAUUUUAGUUUUCCUUCAAGAAAAAGACCAGAAGUACAUCUUUGCGUCAUUGGAGCAGAAAUCAACGGUGAUCUCUUUAAAGAAGCUGAUUGUAAGGGAAGUAGCACAUGAGGAGAAAGGUUUAUUCCUGAUCAGCAUGGGGAUGAAAGACCCCGAGAUGGUGGAAGUGCAUGCCAACUCCAAAGAGGAGCGGAACAGCUGGAUUCAGAUCAUCCAGGACACAAUCAACACCCUGAACAGAGAUGAAGAUGAAGGAAUUCCUAGUGAGAGUGAGGAAGAAAAGAGAAUGUUGGACACCAAGGCCCGGGAACUGAAAGAACAACUUCAACAAAAGGACCAACAGAUCCUGCUCUUGCUGGAAGAGAAGGAGAUGAUUUUCCGGGACAUGACUGAGUGCAGCACCCCCUUGCCAGAGGAAUGCUCCCCAACUCACAGCCCUAGAGCCCUUUUCCGCUCCAACACAGAAGAGGCUGUCAAAGGAGGCCCUUUGAUGAAAAGUGCAAUAAAUGAGGUGGAGAUCCUUCAGAGUUUAGUGAGUGGAAGCCUGGGAGGCACACUCGGGCAGGCUGUCAGCAGCCCUGCUGGGCAAGAAGGCAUCGUUGGCCCUGUUUCCUUGCCCCGGAGAGCGGAGACUUUUGGAGGGUUCGACAGCCAUCAGAUGAAUGCUUCCAAAGGAGGAGAUAAGGAGGAGGGAGAAGACGGCCAAGAUCUUCGGAGGACGGAGUCGGAUAGUGGUCUGAAAAAGGGUGGAAAUGCUAACCUGGCAUUUAUGCUUAAAAGGAACAAUGAGCAGGUCGUCCAGAGCAUCGUUCACCUCCACGAACUCCUCAGCACUUUGCAGGGGGUGGUGGUACAGCAGGACAGCUACAUCGAGGACCAGAAGCUGAUGCUGACAGAGAGGGCGCUCACCCGGAGCUUGUCCCGCCCCAGCUCCCUCAUCGAGCAGGAGAAGCAGCGCAGCCUGGAGAAGCAGCGCCAGGACCUGGCCAACCUGCAGAAGCAGCAGGCGCAGCACCUGGAGGAGAAGCGGCGGCGGGAGCGCGAGUGGGAGGCCCGGGAGCGGGCGCUGCAGGAGCGCGAGGCCCGGCUGGCCCAGCGCGAGGAGGAGAUGCAGCGGGGGCAGCAGGACCUGGAGAGGAGCUGGGACGAGCUCCAGCAGAAGAAGGGCUCCUACCAGCAUGACCUGGAGAGGCUGCGCGCUGCCCAGAAACAGCUCGACCGGGAGCAGGAGCAGCUGAAGCGGGACGCGGAGCGCCUCAGCCAGAGGCAGGUGGACCGCGACCUCUGUCGGGUUUCACAUCAACACACCAAGGUGCUGCGGAUCCCCUCCUUCCUCCCCAGCCCUGAGGAGUCCCCCUUGCCACCUGCACCUUCGAUAGCCAAAUCAGGGUCGUUGGACUCAGAACUCUCAGUGUCCCCAAAACGGAACAGCAUUUCUCGGACGCACAAAGAUAAGGGGCCUUUUCACAUACUGAGUUCCACCAGCCAAACCAGCAAAGUGUCCGAGGGUCCAGGCCAGACCCCGGUGCCCACAGCUGCUCCCUCCCGCCUGUUUGGAUUAGCGAAGCCCAAGGACAAGAAGGAGAAGAAAAAGAAGAGCAAAGGAGGCCGCUCCCCGUCUGGUGAUGGCCCUGCGUCAGAAGUGCCGGCAGAGGGUGAAGAGAUCUUCUGCUGACCCCUCUCUCCUGCUGGCUGUGUCAUUGACCCCACCUCUCUGGCUGUCCCUGCGUGCUCGCACUCUCAUGUUCACAUCAUGCUGUUCAGGUGUCCCUCCUCCGCACUGCUCAGGUCAUGGACUUGAGAAACAGAUGGCCCCGAGCAUCUGGGUGGGUGGGGAGGCCCCAGACUUACCCACCCUGGUGACUGCCAAUGACUCGUGGGUUGGGGCCAGCCCUUCUGUGGAUGUUACACUGAGAGUAGUGUCCCCAGAAGUCUAGGUGAUGGUUUUGCCAUGUCAGGAAUUCCUAAAAGCUGAAAGAAUGUUUCCAAAUGAGGUAUGAAAUGCUGGCUGCCUUCCAUUUUGGGGAACAGAACUGAAAAUCCAACAACAGGUAGUGUGGACUUUGUAUGUGUGCACAUACAGUAACCUGUCUGUGUACACACCUGGAGUCGGCAGAAUCACGCAGUCUGUCCCAGAGCACUGCUCAGGCGGCGUGCGGGUGCCUGGCAUCUCGCCUGCUAAGUGUCUGUGGCAGUGUCUCUCCCCCCCCCCAUUUGCAUGUGUUUCUCAUUUCAUUUUAGAAGGGAUGAUAAACACUUGUGGAAACCAGUGAGAAAAGACUUGAUGUGUUUAAAAGCAUAUGAUCUGUACCAUCUUGAUUUUGAUCUUUCAUUUGCCCAAAGAAAGUAUCUAAUUUCAAUAGUCAAUUCUGGAAGAAAUUCUGCACUGGCUUUCCAAGGUGUUUGCCCACGUAUUCUGAGCGCAUAUGAAGUAGAGAUGCCGCCUCAUUUUUAUCCCUGCAGUGUGACACUUUUUGGUUGUCGCUGACCAUUCGGAAGUGGCCAUAGCCUUCUGGCAAUAUUCCUGAGACCUUGCGAUGGCUCCGCAAGGGAAGCUGUUCCUGCCUGGGCCUCCCUGUGGGAGACGGUGGCCUCCGUCGGCUCUCCACCCAUAGAGGCCACCUGCUUCUGCAGCGAGCUUGUCCCCGCCCCUGCGCUAGGACAGCCGGCCGAGACAUAGUCAGCUGAAGGUUUUGAGCACAUGUGUAGUGGUUUCCACCAGGACAUACGAGCAAAGGCCGGGCCGGGAAGGUUCUCAUUCUGUGUCAGGAGGCCUUGGCAAAAUUGAAUUCCUUACAAUUUUUUUUAAAGUCUAAAGGUCUGUCGGUUACUGUUCUGUGCCCCUUGAAGAUGCCUCAGAUGCUGCCUGUUUUAUGUUUUUUCCUUCGCUCCUGCUUUUCCUCUGUUUGGAUCUGUGUUUGCCUUCAGCUCGCCACUAGCUGGGAGGAGACGACGGUUCAUGGGCGACGUUUUCCUCUGAGGCGCCACACCUGCCGCGCCGGUAGCUCCCCAGGAGGGGACACACUGGGAAAUCUGUGCUUUCCAUGUGGCCUUUGAUUCCUGCUUUCGGCCCCUCAGGAGCAUGAGUCUUUGACCAUACUUUUUAAAAAACAAAAAAUCUGUAACUUGGUGCUUGUUGAUGAAUUGCAAGCUGGCCUUGCAGGUGGAGAUAUUUAUCUUUCAGUUUACUUGAAAGAGGUCUGGUUUAAAAUUGUUAGCUUAGACUUGUUUUAUUUAUUGUGUGUGUGUGUGUGUGUGUGUCUGUGUGCUAAGGGUGAGCACACUGUCCCAACGGUUCCAACUAUCUGAUCACUGCGGAGCGUGAACAGCGGCAGCUGCGCACUCCUCAGAGCCUGCAGGGUGCCUUGAAGGCCCCAAAGAAAUUAAGGUUCAGGAAGGAUUCCUUUCCUUCCCCCCUCCUACCCCACCCCAUUCUUUGACCAAGGGAUGUCUUUUUGCUUGAGAGUUAAGAAACUUGCCACCUGUAAGGGACAUUUGCCUAUUUUUAUCAUCAAGAUUUCUUACCCUUCAAUAAUAGAGUUGAGGAAAAAACCAACUGAUUUUUCUCUCAAAAUCAUGUGUACACCCCCCCACCCCAAAGAUCCUAAACAGCAAAAAGCUAAGUUGCUUCCUUCCGCCAGUCCCCACAGCUUCGAGUUACGGCCGUGCCUGCCCUGGCUUGCUUUCCCCGGAGCUGCGUGGAGCUCACUUGUCUGUCCUUCUCACCUGCUGGAGUUACCCCUGUGGCUUCAUGUCACACAGAGAGACCGCUCUGCUAGGAAGGAAGGCACUGGCAGAUGAAGACUCAGGUUCUUCCUCUGGGUGGAUGUGGGCCAGGCCCCCUGUGUUCUGGGCUUGAAACAGGAAGGGCUUCGUGCCGAUGAGAUUGGCUGUCACACAUGCUCCUGCAGAGGCGCCGAGGACACUGAGUUCUGUGUGUGGCUGCCCAGCUUGAUUUCAGAGUCCCCGACCCUUGCUUCUCCAUGCCUCUGUCAUCUCUCCCUUUUGAAAUUGAACUUGGGGAUUUUGUUGCUGUGCUUGAGGCACUCCCUGGAUUUUUGCUGCUGUACUUGUGCUAAUGACCUUGAGAACUGCUGGGUCACAGAGUCUAAGCUCUGUUUGGGUUUCUUUCCUGUGGGAAGGGGUUGUCUUCUAGGGUGACUCAUUCAGUUCCCUGUGGCGUCCUCAGAGAGGAAGCUAUACUUUUCCAUCAAGCUCAAGAAACCAGGUGCCCAACAAUGUGUUUAAGUUUUGGGGGGACAGGAAGACACCUUCCAGAGUCCCCAGGUUUCCAGAAUCUAGUGAGUUUUCUGGAAGGAGGAUGCACCUUCUCCCAAUUAGAUCAUCUCAGUAAUUGUCAUCCUAUUUGGGUGACACGUGCACUUUACAUGCUGUCUUCAGCUGGCUUCAUUUUUGUGACAACUAUGUCAACUAUUUACUGUUUUGAAAAUGGGGGGCUAAAAACAUGCAAGUUGCCAUAAUUCAGCCUUUGCCAACAUCCCAUCCUCUACCUGCAUGACAGUUACCUGUGGGCAGGAAAUCUGUAUCAAGAUUUUUUUGGAAAAGGUACGAAUCCUACCUUUUUUCCUCUUAAGUCUCAGGGUGAUAACCACUGAAAGUUGUCCCUUUGCUCAUUUGCUCCCUUGUCUGUUACCUUCCCAAGCCCCCGGCAUUAGCAGCAGUGAGCACAAAUGUUUAAGACCCUUGGGGUUUGUUGGACCUUUACUGGGGCAGGGAUAUAGGGUGUAGGGGUUUAAUAAAAUAGGCUCUGCCUUAAAUAAAAGUUAGAACCAUAACCUUAGAGGCCAGAACUUGGUCCAGAAGUUGCUGUUCACAGUAGUUUCUGUUUCAGCCUUUUCUCUCGGAGGCUUUUUUUCCGUAGCUGACUCUUUCUUCCCAAGGAUGUUGGUAUUGACAUUGGAGCAGCAGUGUCCUCCCGUAUUGAUGGGCUGCCAGAGGUGCCCACAGGACAGCCAAGCCCUGGGAGGGGUUUAGAGAGACGGUCCUGGUGAGUGGGCUCAAGUGGCCGUAAAGAAGGUGGCUUGGAGGGGACAGUGACAAAGGGCAUCACCCCCUCCUCUGUCAUGUUUGGGUGCCCUUGGAAUGUGGAGCCCAGAAAUCAGCCUGCAGGGUGAGUGGUGCUUGGCAGAGGUUGAGAGGGAGGUGAGCCUCCUUCAGCAGGACCCUUUGACACACGACAAGGGUCCUGACUGGCUGGGUCCAGCCCAGUGCUGUUGCUCUAACUGACCUGAAGAGACAGGAGGGGGCAAAGAGUUUCUUUCGCAUUGGUUCUUCCUUCUUUCAACGUAGCAUAACAUUCCUAGUUAACCAGAGCUUCGGAGUCUACUGCCUGCUGGCCAGGUUUUAAAAUGAAAAGUAUUUUAAUGCUGCCGUAAAAGGAAAAAAACCAAAACAUCUAAUUUAAUUCGUCAAAAGCUGUCAGGCCUUGGAAUUAUUUUCUCCAUCUUGCUGAGGUUUAAAGAUGGGCAGACCCAAGCAGUUCAAGUCUCUCUUGCCACAGACCAUGCUGACCUGUUCCAGACACCAGUCCGAGCCCAGCCUGUGCUGGGGGCCUCCCUGCUGUGAGCCGGAGGAUCCGGACCUCCGGCCUCUGCGCACCCCGGUUUUCACCGCGCUUGAACUCCUCUGCUUUUUGCAGCCGCCUUACAGGAAGGGCAGCGAGAGCACACUGACAGGGACCCGCCCUGUGGUCACGGUUCAGCCUGUGGUUUCCUGUGUGUCACGUACCCCGUAGGGCACGGCGGAUGCCAGGGUAUGCAGGAGGGUGACUGCGUACACCUAUACCUCUGCUUUCGUUCGUUCCAAAUGCUAUGUGAACGUUUCUGUGCUCAAUCCUAUUAAAUAAGGGGUUAAAACUCAGAUGCUGUAUAUUAAUUUGUAAUUAUGUAUAAAGUAAAGCAGUUUUAAACUGUAAAGAUUUUUUUCAGUGUUUUCUGGGACUUUGCCACAACAUACUGGCUUUGUAUUUUAUUUAUCUCCCUGUCUAGUUAUUGGCUUUAGAUUCUUGUAAAGUCCCCCUCAACCUUUUGAAAAAAUAAAUAGUCUCCAGGUCUCGAC